AUGAAUCCUCAGCUGGCGGCUCUUGUCAACAACACGAUUUGGUAUGUCCCAAGAAAGAAGAACAUAUUUAGUCAGCCAGAUGAUGUCUUAACUGCUGCCGAGAGAUACAUUGAAGAGCAUGGGACUGAGGCAUUUGAGAGGAUGAUCGUCAACAAGACUCAGCGCAAUGAAAGAAGCAGGAGCAGUACCGAGAACAAGUACAUGGUGAACAACAGUUACACUAGUAGCAAUUACAUGAUCUUCGAUGACGAUUACAGAUAUUAG
Molecule: messenger RNA, 264 nt
Organism: Linum tenue
Lineage: Eukaryota; Viridiplantae; Streptophyta; Magnoliopsida; Malpighiales; Linaceae
Source: the annotation of a GenBank genome assembly